AUGGUUCGCGUCACGGGAACCGGUAAGUUCACCAAGGCGGUGUCCAAGAAGCUCCACGUCGCCGAGGACGAGGUCGAGGACGAGGCCGACUCCGACAAGGAGAAGGAGGAGGCGAAGGAGGAGGUCGUCGACGAUGUGAAGGAGAAUGCCGACGACGCCGGCGGCUCCGACGGGGACGAGGAGGCCGACGACGAAGACGACGAGAAGGACGAUGAGGACGAGGAUGAGGAAGACGAGGACGAGGAAGACGGCCUCGGCGACUCCGAGGAAGAGGAGGAGGAGGAGGAGGAGGGGGCCGUGAAGAAGGGAAAAUCUCGCAAGCGCAACCAGUUCAUCGACGAUGCCGCCGAGGAGGACGAGGACGACGAGGAAGAAGAGCGCGGGCGCAAGAAGAAAAAGAAGAAGAGGACCGGCGCGAGCGCGUUCAUCGACGACAUGGCAGAGGAGGAGGACGCCGACGACGACGACGACGACGACGACGAGGGCGAGGAGGAGGAUCUCGAUGAGGGUGAGCGAGAGGCGGUGGAGCUUGAGGCGCAGCAGCGCAUCCACGCGAGGUACCAGAACAUGGAGAACAUGGAGCGCAUGGAGAACGAGGAAGAGCUCGAGAAGCAGAUCAAGGAGAGGUAUGCAGCGCACAUGGCGAGGGAGUUCGACGGGGACAUCGUGGGCAGCGUGGUGGACCAGCAGGCCCUUCAUCCCACGGUGAGGGAUCCCAAGCUGUGGCUUGUCACCGUGAAGCAGGGCAAGGAGAGGGAGACGGUGGUGUGCCUGAUGCAGAAGGCUAUCAACCUGCACAAGUCCGGCAAGGGCUCGAUGGCAAUCAAGUCCGCGUGCGUGCAGGAUCACCUCAAGUCCUACAUCUACGUCGAGGCUGAGAGGGAGUCUGACGUCAAGAAAGCUCUCCAGGGCAUGAGGCACGUCUACCACUCCAAGCCCAUCAAACUGGUGCCCAUUACCGAGAUGGUGGACUCCAUCACCGUCACCAAGAAGAAGGUAGAGAACAUCCAGUACCAAUCAUGGGUGAGGAUGCGCGGCGGCGUUUACAAGGGUGACCUUGCCAGGGUGAUCGACAUCAACUACGCCGACAACCAGUGCACCGUGCAGCUUGUUCCCAGGUUUGACUACGCGCUCCUGCAGGCGAAGGAAGAGGGAACCGCGGCGGGCAGGGCCAAGCCCAACGCCGCGCUCCGCCCCCCCGCGCGUCUGUUCACCGAGGCGGAGGCGCGCAAGUACAACCUCUCCCUCGAGCGCGGCCGCAUGGACCGCCGAACUGGCGACAGGCUCGACAUCCUCUGCGGCGUCCACAAGCUCAGGGACGGCUACUACAUCAAGACCAUCUCCAUGGCAUCCUGUAAGCUGGCGGGCGAGCCCCCGCUCGAUGAGCUGCAGAGGUACACCGCGGGCGAGGACGCGGCGGGCGAGGACCGCGGCGAGGUGGGCGCGGGUAAGUCAACGACGGAGGCUAACCUCGAAGCGUUGGCUGCGUCGUUGGGCGACAGAUCCGCGAGCGCCGACCAGGUGUUCCGCCCUGGCGACCAGGUGGUGGUUGUCAAGGGCGACCUCAAGAACCUGACCGGUAUCGUGGACCGCGUGAUGGCAGAUGGCACCGUCCAGAUCAAGCCCGAGCACGAGUUGCUCCACGAUAUUCUGGACGUGGACAGGGAGAACCUUCGCAAGUCCUUCAAGAUUGGCUCGCACGUCCGGUGCAUCGAGGGCCGUCACGAGGGCGAGGCCGGCCUGGUGGUCAAGGUCGAGGGCGAGGUGGCCACGGUGUUCUCCGACGUGACCAAGGAGGAGUUCCUGGUCUUCUCCCACCACCUCGCGGACAGCGCGGAGACCACGCACAGAGUCGAGACCCUCGGCGAGUACGGCGUCCACGAUCUGGCGCUCCUCAAGGACGACUCGGUGGGCAUGCUCAUCAGGGUGGAGAAAGACGCGGCGAUGCUGAUGAUGUCCACGUCCAACUUCGACAGGCCCGACGUGCGGGCGGUCAGGCUUCACGACUUCCAGCGUAAGCUCUACACCAGGACGCUCUCUGCGGUGGACAGCGCCAUGGAGACAAUCGAGCCCAAGUCGAUGUGCCGCAUCGUCGACGGACCCGGCAAGGGCAUGACCAUCACCGUGGAGCACAUCUGGAAGGGCGUGCUGUGGGGUAAGGCUAGAGGCGUGUCCGAGCACGGUGGCAUGCUGGUGUGCCGCUCUAGGGACGUCAAGAUCCACGGCGGCAGGGCCAAGGACCCGGUUACGGGCGGGAGGGGCUUUGGCGCCGUGCCCAUGUCACCGGGCUCGGCGCUCCUCCGCUCACCUUCCAACCAGGACAACGGCGGGCCCCAGGCUGCGCCCCAGCGCGGUCGUUUCGGCGGCGGCGCCGUGGGCAGGAGAGACGCGGGCCUCAUCGGCAGCAACGUCAAGGUCACCGCCGGCGUGUACAAGGGGUACAAGGGCAAGGUUGUCGACGCGACGGAGACCACCGUUCGCGUGGAGCUGCAGGCGCAGGGUCGCACGGUCACGGUGCAGCGCACGCAAAUCGCGCAGCCCGGCGCCGCGCCGGUCGCCUCCUCUUACGGCGCCGCGCCCUCGGUCGCGUCGUCCGUCGAUUCCUUCCAACCGCCCGCGCGCACCCCCCAGCACCGCCCGACCACCCCAGCUUACAACCCCGGCAUGACCCCCUCGCGCGACGACGGCGCGGGGGGACGCACCCCGCUCAGGGACACCGCUUGGGGCGCCCAGACCCCGGCGUACGACACGUCCCACUGGAACGACGACACCCCCACGCCCGGCGGCGAGUCCGGUUACACGGGUACCCCCGACGUUCGCCACACGGGCACCCCCGACCUCCGCGGCGGCUCGAGCGCGCUCGCCAUCUCGGCGUCUGACGCCGGGUAUCGCGGAAAGUUCAUCACCGGCGCCGUCGUGGUCCUGCCCGGCGGGAAGCAGGGCGUGGUGCGGUCGCGCUCCGGCGAUGAGGUCACCGUGCAGAUUGGCACGCUCAAGACCCUGCCCAACGGCGAGACGCGCAUGGAGAGCUUGGAGGGCGACGAGAGGGAGACCGUCUCCGAGGCGGAGCUGGAGCUCGCCAAGCCACAGAAGAAGGACAAGAUCAUCGUGGUGGAGGGCACGGACCGCGGGCUGGGCGCAGAGCUCAUCGGCGUCGACAACGAGGACGGCGUCAUCAAGAUGGACGCCACUAAGGAGAUUUCCAUCUAUGGAAUCGGCACCUUGGCUCGCAUUUUCGUCGGGUGAGAGACGACGAAAUAUAUUGUUGGGAGACGCUUAGUUCACGGCGGCGACUUUGUCGCUUUGUCAAUCGCGAAAGCGCUAAAGAUUCACGUACU
This is a messenger RNA of Micromonas commoda, 3338 nucleotides long. Its product is annotated as transcription elongation-nucleosome displacement protein. Gene Ontology annotation, cellular component: ribosome; DSIF complex. Gene Ontology annotation, molecular function: mRNA binding; structural constituent of ribosome. Gene Ontology annotation, biological process: transcription elongation-coupled chromatin remodeling; regulation of transcription by RNA polymerase II; translation. The record is from RefSeq and is a predicted model, not a curated record. Lineage: Eukaryota; Viridiplantae; Chlorophyta; Mamiellophyceae; Mamiellales; Mamiellaceae. The transcript is spliced from 2 exons. Bases 1 to 3246 code for a protein of 1081 amino acids.